Molecule: messenger RNA, 953 nt
Organism: Opisthorchis viverrini
Lineage: Eukaryota; Metazoa; Platyhelminthes; Trematoda; Opisthorchiida; Opisthorchiidae
Exons: 2
Coding region: 81-953 (290 amino acids)
Cellular component (GO): membrane
Source: RefSeq, a predicted model, not a curated record
ACGGACUUGAUGCUGGUACCGUGAGCGGCAGAUAGAACUGUGUAAACAUUGUAAGUGGAUGCUAUGAAUUUCACCAUGAAAUGCAGAUUACCUACACAAAUCAACAAGAUCCUUCAGCAUCUUCACCAAAUUCUCUGAAGCAAUCGGAGGUUGAUCCACUUCUGCAGGUCUCACAGAACCAAAAGCAGCUCUACUCUAAGCAGUCUGGUGACACAAACACUCGCCCUUCUCCAGCUCAAGGUGAAGCCGUUUCCAGCCGCGUUGUUCCGGGUGCUGCGUUCAACACCACUCCCAUCUAUGAUGCCCAGGGAAGUUUGGUUGGCCUCCAGACUCCGUGCGAAGCAAUCUCGCCAACGGAAGACUCAAUGGCAGAUCAUGGUGGACAAAUAGGCUAUGCCCCUUUACCUCCAAUGUUUCCUUAUUCUAUGACUUCACCGUCAAUAGGAUGUUCUGCGUUUCCCAACUCCUCACUGAAUCAAGCCUUUCCCUCCCAUUCGCAACAACAACAACAACAAUAUGUGCACUAUCAGUCGCAGCCGCAAAAUCAUGAAUUUCAUCCCAAGCCUGUUUUGCUGACAAGCGAAAACGCAAUGAUAUCAGAACAAGGCCAUAAGACUGUAAUCCGAGGUCUUCCGAAACCUACCCAGUCUUUCGAUAGCUGUCCUGCUGUCUGUAGCCUCUUUGCCAUCUUCUGUUGUCCCAUCACCUUGUGGUGUUCUUUACCGGCAUUGGUCUACUCAUUAUGCUCUUACACCGACUAUCGUGCAGCCGAUAUGGACCGAUACCAACGUAAAAGUGACGUGGCCCGGCAUCUAGUCAUUACAGCGUGCAUCAUUGGCCUGUUAUUAUGUAUCACAUGGGCGAUUCUGGCAUUUUUCUACUACGAACUAAUUAUAACUACCAUUGGUGACAUAAUUCGUGUGAUCCAACAUCGCUUUUACACGACUCGUUGA